Molecule: messenger RNA, 2082 nt
Organism: Penaeus indicus
Lineage: Eukaryota; Metazoa; Arthropoda; Malacostraca; Decapoda; Penaeidae
Exons: 7
Coding region: 54-1073 (339 amino acids)
Source: RefSeq, a predicted model, not a curated record
UGAGACCAAGUUCGUUCUGUCGCUGCUGUGGAUGUUGGCUAAGAUAUGAGAAAAUGAUCGUGUUUCGUGGGCGUGCUCUUUGGAAUUACAUCUCUCUUUUGGCAUUCAUGGUGCAUACGUCUCGAUGUUCUUAUCUGUAUGAUGAUUGCACUGUAAAGAAAGACAAUAAAGGAGUUGAGAUCAAAACCUUCAGGGACUCUCUCCAUAUGACCAUCGCAAGGAAAAAUGAAGACGACGAAGUUGUCAUAGAAAUUAAUGACAAAAAAAAGACUCUGAACAUACCGAAGAACAAGUGGACUGAAUGUCGAGUUUCAAGCAAUGAAGAGGUUGAAUGUCGUGAAGAGAUGUCCAACACUGCAGAGAAGAAUUCUGGCGGACUGUUGAAAAAGUUUACGAUUAAGAAUGCCGAAGUUCUUGCUAACUGUCCUCAAGGAUUGCCAAAUAAAGAGCUCACCUCAGACACCUCGAUCGACUUCCCUCGCUGGAAUUCCACCAGGGAACAUUUUGCCGUUAUUCCAGAAGAGAACCUGACUGUUAGUUUGACCAUAUUUGGAGAAAACCUUAAUCUUUGUUGGGAUGGAAAACAGACAGCGGUCAAGACGAACAAGGAAGACUGUCAAGCCUUGUCAGCUCACGAGGAGCACAGGAUCACACUGGAUUACGAGUCGCAGCAGAUCAAGAGAGCUGAUGGCCGCAUUCUCAGAACAGUAAAUAGUACCAAUGCAAAUAAAGAUGGCUUGAUGAAGAUGAAAUCUGACGGAGGCAAGGCCUGGGUUGUGCAGAUUCUGGGAGACUGGACUCAUCUUCAGGGCAGCCAAAAUGAGUGUAAAAGCAACUGUGGUGGAAACAACGCAAUCCUGUAUGUUUUUCUGACUUUCUUCAUUAUUACAACCAUUGCUUUAUUCUGUUACCUUCUGCAUAUAAGGAGAAACUCGUCCAGAAGUCGAGCUUAUCCUGCCUCUCAAGUGCUUGAACUGAAUACAGCCAAGGAGACCAUGACGGACGAAAAUCCUGGUAGCAUGGACUAUGGAGAAGAAACAAUUAAUGAUAUCUAUGGUUAUGAUGGUCAUUGAGACUAGAUGCUGUCUGACGAUAUACAAACAAAGGUAUUAGAUAUUAGGAAGGAAGUCAGGUCUUCCAAACUAGCAGUAUCCACUUGAUGAAUGGUGCCCUCAUCCAUAACAGACUGGGGUCGCCCUGUCGCAGGAUCGGUUUCCAUAGAUCUCCGAUCACACCAGACCGGCGAUGCCAAUGUUUAACAAAGAUGAUGGGGCAUCCUCUCCCUAAGUUGCCAUCAUUUCAUCUUUCAAGUAUAAAAAUAUGCUAUGUGGAUACAUAUAAAUAUGCAUGGAGAUACAUAUACAUAUCUUCAUAUACAUAUAUACGUAUUUAUAUGUAUAUUUUGUGUAUAUAUAUUUAUAUUUAUAUGUAUAUAUGUAUACAUGUACGUAUUUAUAGAGAUAUAUAUGUAUAUAUGUAUAUGUAUUGUGUAUACAUACAUAUAUAUAUAGAUAUAUAUGUAUAUAUAAACACAUAUCGUAUUAUUUAUUUCUACUUUUUAGUUGAUUUUAUUUUAUGUACUUUCAUAUAGUGUUUUAUUCAUACUUAUGUAUAAAGUGCCGCUUCUGCAUAUGUAGGCACAAGUAUUAAGUCAGAUUAGAAUAAAAGCGACUUUGUGAUUCGGCGUACCCGAGGGUUCGAGUGAUUUGCCAGAUGUUUGGGUCUGUGAGGAUCUGAUAAAAAAUAACAUUAAUAUUCGCUAUAGUAUUUUCAUAAGAAGGAGUGAUUUUUUUAGGAUCUUUACUUUAAAGUCCCUUACUACUUUGUAUAUCCCAUAUAUGCAUGAGACAGUCAAAUCGAAAUAAAUAAAGUGCAUUAUACACAUUCCAGGCAAAGUUUUGUUUAUAUGACUAUAUUUCGGGAAGGGGAUCCAUAGCUUUCAUCACAUUCUUAAAGGUAAAGAUGUUAAGACCACUUUUCUAGGCUAAGAGGAAUAUACGUAUUUAUAUUAAUCAAUAUAAUUGUAAUAGUUUCACUGAAGCCAUGAAUACACAGCAGUUCGUUGGGAUUCAUUUCUGAUUC